CGGUCCCACCCCUUGCACCCCGGCGCAGCUGGCGCACCCCAGACCUGUCAUCCUGCUCGGCCGCCCCCGCACGCCCGCGCCGCUGCGGCCUGCAGAGCUCUCCUGGCGCCUCAUCGCGUGCUGGGUUUGGUGGUGCCUGCCCGGAACUCGGGAGCCUGGGUUUCGCCUGGACUCUGUACAUGGCCAGCAUGGUGGGGGUAGUCAUACCCCGCUCUCAACUAACACGUAAAGAAGCGUGCGCACCAGAUUACCUCUCUGAGGGUCCCCACCCAAGCCUCUGGAUAAAGCUUGGUGCUGUCUUGGGGUUUUCGAGCUUUGGCCGUAAGAAAGGCAGUCCUGGAGAGGUACCUGCCACUCAAAGUGGAGGCCACUGGGUAUUCCAUUCCAGCCUCCAGAGCGAGCUGCUGGGAGGAUGAAAGGGGAAGUUACUCACCUCACUUAAAACUUUGUUGGUCAGAGCUUUGGUGGCUACUUCCUGCUUCUUCCAUCCCACAUCGGACCUAUGUGCCUUGCAUAGGGGCCUGUGGAACCUUGCAUAGGGAACAGUAGGAUGGGGGAGAGCUGGCUGGCCUUCUCUGGCUGUGGAGGGUGCCGUGGCACGUGUGUGCGGGGAUCCCUGUUGGCAGUUGUGGCCGGGAGGGGAGGUCUGGCUUGCUGCUGUAGGGGAAUCUUGGCUUGGUAGCGGCCUGGAGGUCUUGCCUCUCUCCUUGUGCCUGCAGCUUCAGGGCUGAGACUGGAGGUCUAGGGAAGGUGGAGGAACUGCAGCUCUUAGAAGAAGCCUCUCCUGAGGGGAGGAAACCAUUUGUCUUGCUCCAGAACCUGCCAGGAAUGUGAAUAAUAGGGGUAUAAACAUUCAAUUACUGCGAUAAGCUAUCUCAUUGCGUGGCCCUGGCCCAGUCUCCAUUCUAAUUGGAUUGGCCUCUGGCUGGUUACUGUGGUCUGAGAGCUCCCAGGGGACAAGAGGAUGAAGAACCUGGAAGGCAUCCCCCAGAACACACAGCCUGCACAGCCUGCCCACGGCAGUGUGGCUUCUCCAAGUGCCAGGAUCCAGGGUCCAGUGAAGCACCAUGAACUGGGAGGCAUAGAUGAGCCCAAGAGCCCCUCUGCAAGAAGGAGGAAGAGCCAGCAGUUCUUUCUCCUGUGCUUGACUGCAUAGCCCAGCACUUUUCUCUGCCCCUGCUCAGCCCCCACCGGCUCCUGGACUAGGGCAGGGCUUCUGGCAGGACCCACCCCCAGGGGAUGGGCGACUGGUGAAGUAGGACUCACUGCUGGGGCCCAGUUGGCCACACCAUGAACCUCCAGGCCCAGCCCAAGGCUCAGAACAAGCGGAAGCGUUGCCUCUUUGGGGACCAGGAAGCAGCUCCCAAGGAGCACCCACCACCCCUUCAGGCCCCACAGCAGCCCUCGGCCCCUCCACAGUCCACCAGAGUGAAGGAGGAACCUUACUUUGGGCACGAGGGCCUGUCAGGAGCAGCCCCUGCCUCCCAGUCUGUGGAACUGCCCCCUCCCAACAGCCUGGCCCUGCUUAACUCUGUGGUGUAUGGGUCUGAGCGGACCACGGCAGCCAUGUUGUCCCAGCAGGUGGGCUCAGUCAAGUGGCCCAACUCUGUGAUGGCUCCAGGGCGGGGCCCAGAGCGUGGAGGGAGUGCUGGUGUCAGUGACAGUGGCUGGCAGCAGCAGCCUGGUCAACCUCCACCCCACUCAACAUGGAACCGCCACAGCCUGCCCCUCUACAGUGGACCCAAGGGGAGCCCCCAUCCGGGUAUGGCGGUCUCCACCUACUAUAACCACCCUGAGGCACUGAAGCGGGAGAAAGGAGGGGGGCCACAGCUGGACCGCUAUGGAAAUGCAGUGCGGCCGAUGAUGCCCCAGAAGGUACAGCUGGAGGUGGGGCGGCCCCAGGCACCCCUGAACUCUUUCCAUGUGGCUAAGAAGCCGCCAAACCAGACGCUGCCUCUGCAGCCCUUCCAGCUGGCGUUCGGCCACCAGGUAAACCGGCAGGUCUUCCGGCAGGGCCCACCGCCCCCCAACCCGGUUGCUGCCUUCCCACCACAGAAGCAGCAGCAGCAAGCAGCCCUACCCCAGAUGCAGCUCUUUGAGAACUUCUAUCCCAUGCAGCAGCCGCCCUCUCAGCAGCCCCAGGACUUUGGCCUGCAGCCAGCUGGGCCACUCGGGCAGUCCCAUCUGGCUCACCACAGCAUGGCCUCCUACCCCUUCCCCCCAAACCCUGACAUGAACCCAGAACUGCGCAAGGCCCUACUGCAGGAGUCGGCCCCGCAGCCUGUGCUACCUCAGGCCCAGAUCGCCUUCCCCCGCCGCUCCCGCCGCCUCUCUAAGGAGGGCAUCCUGCCUUCCACCGCCCUGGAUGGGGCUGGCACCCAACAUGGACAGGAGCCCACCAGCAACCUGUUCCUACACCACUGGGCCCCACAGCAGCCACCAGCCAGCCAUCUGGGGCAGCCCCAUCCUGAAGCUCUGGGAUUCCCUCUGGAGCUGAGGGAGGCGCAGUUGCUGUCUGAUGGGGAGAGACUGGCACCCAAUGGUCGGGAGCGGGAGGCCACCACCAUGGGCAACGAGGAGGGCAUGCGGGCAGUGGGCCUGGGGGACUGUGGGCAGGUGCUACGGGGUGGCGUGAUCCAGAGCACUCGACGGAGGCGCCGGGUGUCUCAGGAGGCCAAUUUGCUGACCCUGGCCCAGAAGGCAGUGGAGCUGGCCUCACUGCAGAACACAAAGGAUGCCAGUGGCUCUGAGGAGAAGCGGAAAAGUGUAUUGGCUUCAACAACCAAGUGUGGGGUGGAGUUUUCUGAGCCUUCCUUAGCUGCCAAGCGAGCACGAGAGGACAGUGGGAUGGUUCCCCUCAUCAUCCCAGUGUCUGUGCCUGUGCGGACUGUGGACCCAACUGAGGCAGCCCAAGCUGGAGGUGUUGAGGAUGGGAAGGGUCCUGAACAGAAUCCCACUGAACACAAGCCGUCAGUCAUUGUCACCCGCAGGCGGUCCACCCGUAUCCCUGGGACUGAUGCCCUUGCUCAGGCUGAGGACAUGAGUCAGAGGUUGGAGGGGGAAACUUCGGUGCGGAAACCAAAGCAGCGGCCGCGGCCUGAGCCCCUCAUCAUCCCCACCAAGGCGGGCACUUUCAUUGCCCCUCCCGUCUACUCCAACAUCACCCCAUACCAGAGCCACCUGCGCUCUCCCGUCCGCCUAGCUGACCACCCCUCCGAGCGGAGCUUUGAGCUGCCCCCCUACACACCACCCCCCAUCCUCAGCCCCGUGCGGGAAGGCUCCGGCCUCUAUUUCAAUGCCAUCAUGUCAACGAGCAGCAUCCCGGCCCCUCCUCCCAUCACACCAAAGAGCGCCCAUCGCACCCUGCUCCGGUCUAAUAGUGCUGAAGUCACACCGCCUGUCCUCUCUGUGAUGGGGGAGGCCACCCCAGUGAGCAUCGAGCCACGGAUCAACGUGGGCUCCCGGUUCCAAGCAGAGAUCCCCUCGAUGAGGGACCGUGCCUUGGCAGCUGCAGACCCCCACAAGGCUGACUUGGUGUGGCAGCCAUGGGAGGACCUAGAGAGCAGCCGUGAGAAGCAGAGGCAAGUGGAAGACCUGCUGACAGCUGCCUGCUCCAGCAUUUUACCUGGCGCUGGCACCAACCAGGAGCUGGCCCUGCACUGUCUGCACGAGUCCAGGGGAGACAUCCUGGAGACGCUGAAUAAGCUGCUAUUGAAGAAGCCCCUCCGGCCCCACAACCACCCACUGGCAACUUAUCACUACACAGGCUCUGACCAGUGGAAGAUGGCUGAGAGGAAGCUGUUCAACAAGGGCAUUGCCAUCUAUAAGAAGGAUUUUUUUCUGGUGCAGAAGCUGAUCCAGACGAAGACCGUGGCCCAGUGUGUGGAGUUCUACUACACCUACAAGAAGCAGGUGAAAAUUGGCCGCAAUGGGACUCUAACCUUCGGAGAUGUGGACACAAGUGACGAGAAGUCAGCACAGGAAGAGGUUGAAGUGGAUAUUAAGACUUCCCAGAAGUUCCCAAGGGUGACUCUGUCCAGAAGAGAGUCCCCAAGUGAAGAGAGACUGGAGCCCAAGAGGGAAAUAAAGGAGACCGGGAAGGAGGGGGAGGAAGAGGUGCCAGAGGUCCAGGAGAAAGGGGAGCAGGAAGAGGGACGAGAGCGAAGCCGGAGGGCAGCAGCCGUCAAAGCCACCCAGACACUACAGGCCAAUGAGUCGGCCAACGACAUCCUCAUUCUCCGAAGCCAUGAGUCUAACGCCCCUGGGUCAGCCGGUGGCCAGGCUGCAGAGAAGCCAAGGGAGGGGGCAGGGAAGUCUCGAAGGGCACUACCUUUCUCGGAGAAGAAGAAAAAAACAGAGACCUUUAAUAAGACUCAGAAUCAGGAGAAUACUUUCCCUUGUAAAAAAUGUGGCAGGGUGUUUUCCAAGGUGAAAAGCCGCAGCGCCCACAUGAAGAGCCACGCAGAGCAGGAGAAGAAGGCCGCCGCUCUGAGACAGAGGGAGAGAGAGGCCGCCGCCGCCGCCGCCUCUGCGGCCAACGCCUCCCCACACCAGCCGUCCCUGCGGGAGGAGAGCAGCGCGGGCGACAGGGGCUGAGGCCCGGGGCUCGGCUGGAGGCCCUCCCUGCACCAGCCCUGCUGGCGCCCACCAGCGCCCUGGAGCCUCCAGAGGGAGAAAGGAGAGAUCACAUGGAUUUUUUCUGAAAAACAAAAAGACGAUAAAAUAAACGGCUCUUUUAUUUA
Molecule: messenger RNA, 4742 nt
Organism: Manis pentadactyla (Chinese pangolin)
Lineage: Eukaryota; Metazoa; Chordata; Mammalia; Pholidota; Manidae
Gene: MIDEAS
Product: mitotic deacetylase associated SANT domain protein
Exons: 14
Coding region: 1291-4596 (1101 amino acids)
Biological process (GO): regulation of transcription by RNA polymerase II; negative regulation of DNA-templated transcription
Cellular component (GO): histone deacetylase complex; transcription regulator complex
Molecular function (GO): transcription corepressor activity
Source: RefSeq, a predicted model, not a curated record